AUGCCACCCUCAAAGAAAGCGCGACUACGAUCAGAGAACAUGUCAAUGGACUCAAAACAACGGGCCACAUCGACGCCAGGAUCGACAUGUGCCACAACACCUGAUCCAUCUAUGGACACUGACUCAUCACUCACCGACGCUCAAAUCUCCAUUGCCGACCAGGUCAACUACUGGCAAAGCAUCAGCCCCGACGUGACGGGCAUGCUCGGUGGCUUUCCACAAGUCUCGCGCAUCGACGUCCAGUUCUCACGCAACUUCAUUCAAAAACUUCGAAGAUUCGACAUGAAGAAUGCGAUCCAGACGAACAACAACAACAACAACCAAUCCGAACCCCAAUCCACCGGUCCGACCGAGAAGUCAACAGGAUCGUUCGCAUUCCAACACGCCUUGGAGCCCGGUGCCGGCAUCGGGCGAGUGACGCUCAAUCUCCUCGCGCCAUUGUGCGCCAAGAUCGACAUAAUCGAGCCGAUCGAGAAAUUCACCGCCGUGCUCACCGCGCCCGAGAGCCCGCUUGUGAAAGCGCACCAGCUGCAGCGAGUAUGGAACCUCCCACUGCAAGAGUGGACAGCCGACGCGACUCCAUCACACCAGCACCCCGAGUCCACCACCCUAAACAAACCACAAUACGACCUCAUCUUCAACCAAUGGUGCCUGAACCACCUGUCGCUCGCGUCUCUCAAAUCGUACUUCCAGUCCCUGAUCCCCCUGCUCCUCCCCGGCGGCUGGAUCAUCGUCAAGGAGAACCUGUCGACCGACGCAUUCGGCGCCGACGUCUUCGACGCCGAGGACAGCAGCGUCACCCGCAGCGAUGCGAACUGGAGACUGGCCUUUGACCAAGCCGGGCUCAAGGUCGUCAAGACAGAGCUGCAGACGGGGUUCCCCAAGGAACUGGGCUUGUUUCCCGUUAGGAUCUAUGCGUUGAGGCCGAGAUGA
Messenger RNA from Exophiala bonariae, 933 nucleotides. RefSeq lists its product as uncharacterized. Bases 1 to 933 code for a protein of 310 amino acids. Gene Ontology annotation, molecular function: N-terminal protein N-methyltransferase activity. NCBI's taxonomy places the organism in Eukaryota, Fungi, Ascomycota, Eurotiomycetes, Chaetothyriales, Herpotrichiellaceae. Gene Ontology annotation, cellular component: cytoplasm. The transcript has a single exon. Gene Ontology annotation, biological process: N-terminal protein amino acid methylation. The record is from RefSeq and is a predicted model, not a curated record.